Synchytrium microbalum is the source of this 1173-nucleotide messenger RNA. RefSeq lists its product as uncharacterized. Gene Ontology annotation, cellular component: cytoplasm. Gene Ontology annotation, biological process: aromatic amino acid biosynthetic process. The coding region runs from base 1 to 1173 and encodes 390 amino acids. The transcript is spliced from 7 exons. Gene Ontology annotation, molecular function: 3-deoxy-7-phosphoheptulonate synthase activity. NCBI's taxonomy places the organism in Eukaryota, Fungi, Chytridiomycota, Chytridiomycetes, Synchytriales, Synchytriaceae. The record is from RefSeq and is a predicted model, not a curated record.
AUGACUCAGAACGGAAAGCACUCAGUGCCCAUGGAACGCACAAAGUCGAGUUCCAAGAGGCUAGACUCGGACAGAAUCAACGAACUCGACGACAGACGAAUUGUAGAUGUGAAGCCAUUGAUUCCACCUCAGCUACUGAUGGAGGACUAUCCCUUGUCUAGUGCUGCUAUUGACACUGUACGAAAGGGAAGGGAGGAUGCUGAAAACAUCAUCAAGGGUGUUGAUGACCGUUUGUUGGUGAUUGUUGGUCCAUGCUCCAUCCAUGAUGUGAAGGCUGCCAAAGAAUACAGCAAGCUCUUGUUGGACUAUGCUGCCAAAUCUGCUGAAGACUUGCAUAUCAUUAUGCGUGUAUAUUUUGAAAAGCCUCGAACUACUGUUGGCUGGAAGGGCCUCAUCAAUGAUCCAAAUUUGGACGACACAUAUUCGAUCAACAAGGGUUUGAAGAUCGCCCGUGGUCUGCUUCUGGAACUAAACGAAAGCGGUAUGCCAACAGGCUGUGAGUUCCUCGACACACUCACCCCACAGUAUAUCGGAGAUCUGGUUUCCUGGGGUGCCAUCGGAGCACGCACUACCGAAUCCCAAGUCCAUCGAGAACUCGCUUCGGGGCUGUCAGUCCCUGUAGGCUUCAAAAACGGCACAGACGGCAACAUUGGCAUCGCCAUUGAUGCCAUCAGAGCUGCAAGUGUUGGGCAUCACUUUCUAUCGGUUACGAAACAGGGUGUAUCUGCUAUCGUUGCUACAGAUGGAAACGAUUCGUGUCAUGUUAUAUUGAGGGGCGGUAAUGGUGGACCUAAUUACUCGGCUGAGCACGUAAGGGCGACGACUGCACAGUUGGAGAAGGCUGCUAUACGACCUGCUGUUAUGAUUGAUUGCUCGCAUGGAAACUCGAGCAAGAUGCACAAGAAUCAGAUUGUGUGUGCAAAGGAUAUAUCGGAUCAGUUGGCUAGUCGUGGUGAUGAGUCUACUGCUAAUGCUAUCUUUGGUGUUAUGAUUGAGUCUCAUUUGAAGGAAGGGCGUCAGAACUUGACCAAGGAUGGGCCUUCUGCUCUGACAUAUGGUCAAUCCAUCACUGAUGCAUGCAUACAUUGGGAAGAUACAGUCAAAGUUUUGGACAAUUUGAGGGAAGGUAUUCAAGCCCGACGAAAAAAUCAACCAAAAAAGAGGAAGUUCUAA